GCUGUUUAGAACCCAGAUGAAGAGUAAACCAAUACACUUUUCUAGAAAAAAGCUUUAGCAGAGACUGCGUUGGUGAUUAUUUUUUUUUGAAGGAGGCUACGUUUGUUCUAAGGUAGCAUUAGCUUCUCUAUACAUUUCACACAGCCAGUUGAAUUUGUUAUUUUUGUAGCGACGUUAACUAAAACAUUGUCCGUGUCGAAGUGAAGUGUUGAAAACAUGGCCGAGAGCGACUGGGACACAGUGACGGUGCUGAGGAAGAAGGGGCCCACGGCUUCCCAGGCCAAAUCGAAACAGGCUAUUGCGGCUGCUCAGAGACGUGGGGAAGACGUUGAGACGUCCAAGAAAUGGGCUGCAGGGCAGAACAAACAGCACCUCGUGACCAAGAACACGGCCAAACUGGACCGAGAAACUGAAGAGCUGCAUCAUGAGAGAGUGAGCCUCGAUGUGGGGAAGGUCAUUCAGAAAGGCCGGCAGGACAAAGGUCUGACCCAGAAAGACCUGGCCACUAAAAUUAAUGAGAAACCACAAGUCAUUGCCGACUAUGAGACUGGAAAAGCAAUUCCCAACAACCAGGUCCUGGGCAAGAUCGAGCGAGUAAUUGGAAUGAAACUGCGAGGAAAGGAAAUUGGCCUACCCCUGGAGCCAAAGCCCAAGAAGAAAUGAAGAUAAAGCCUCGAAAUCAGCCCUCCCUCACCCCGUCACUGAAAUCUUCCCCUCCUCCCCUCCUCCACCUGGGCUGAUCUCACCUGUGUCCUGCCUGAGGACCUGGUGUUCCACUGCAUCACAGGCUGCAAACUAACAAAUCAUCUGUAACACAACACUCUUCUGACAAAUAGUCCGACAUAAUCAGAAGAUAAGCAUUUUUUUUAGCAUCACAGGCUAAAAUGUUUCAUAUGCUUAGGCUUCGGCAUAACGGCCGCAACUCCUCCGUCACGGUACAGUUGUGAAGUCGUGACCAAAGCUCGACUAAUUCGGAGCAUGACCGUAAUUCAAAAGAGAUACGACUGUAUCUUUUUCCUGUCUCUUAAAGCAGUGAGUGAAUGUCAUCAUAUUCUUUUAAGGCUGUGCUUUGUUUUGAUUUAAAAAUAAAGUUUGGCACCGCAUGACUUUCA
This is a messenger RNA of Cynoglossus semilaevis (tongue sole), 1112 nucleotides long. RefSeq names its product endothelial differentiation-related factor 1 (gene edf1). The transcript has 5 exons. Gene Ontology annotation, cellular component: nucleus. Gene Ontology annotation, molecular function: DNA binding. The record is from RefSeq and is a predicted model, not a curated record. Lineage: Eukaryota; Metazoa; Chordata; Actinopteri; Pleuronectiformes; Cynoglossidae. The coding region runs from base 217 to 663 and encodes 148 amino acids.